Molecule: messenger RNA, 1551 nt
Organism: Lindgomyces ingoldianus
Lineage: Eukaryota; Fungi; Ascomycota; Dothideomycetes; Pleosporales; Lindgomycetaceae
Exons: 3
Coding region: 1-1515 (504 amino acids)
Biological process (GO): cyclic threonylcarbamoyladenosine biosynthetic process
Cellular component (GO): mitochondrial outer membrane
Molecular function (GO): tRNA threonylcarbamoyladenosine dehydratase activity; ubiquitin-like modifier activating enzyme activity
Source: RefSeq, a predicted model, not a curated record
AUGUCCUCGUGGAUCUCGAAAACCACAGCAUCUCAUAAUGCGCAAUUGGUCACCACCGCAGUUGUCUCUGGCGCGGUGGUCGCAAGCGCAAUCCUUGGAUACCAGAAGGUGAGACGCACGUACAGGGUGGCCGAUCUGAAGGCAUCUAUACCUGAUAUUGGAGAGAAGCAUCACGCGACCAGAUUGACUGAGUAUGGAGCGGCCUCAGGGGCGUUUGCUCCGACCACAGAGGACAAGCGAAGCGUGGCCCUUGCGGCCAAAGCGAGAAAGGGUGACUAUGAUGAGGAUCUCAUCCUUGAACAACUCGCCCGCAAUCGAGUCUUCCUCACCGAUGGCGGCCUGGAGACUCUCCGUGCAGCUUUCGUUGUUGUUGUCGGAUGUGGCGGUGUAGGAUCACAUGCUGCGGCGGCCCUCGCUCGCUCAGGAGUGUCUACCAUUCGGCUCAUUGAUUUCGAUCAGGUAACCCUUUCUUCUCUGAAUCGGCAUGCCGUUGCGACUUUGGCGGAUGUAGGAGCACCCAAGGUUCACUGCAUUCGGAGACGACUAGAGCAAGUGACCCCUUGGACGCACUUCGACUGUCGAAAUGAGCUGUUCAGCGAGGCCAACGCAGAUCAUCAACUGGGUCCAAUUGAUGGUCUUCCUCCUGACUUUGUCAUUGAUGCAAUCGACAACAUCGAUAGUAAGGUGGCCCUACUAAACUACUGCUAUAAGAACAACCUCCCAGUUAUCUCUUCAAUGGGCGCUGGCUGCAAAUCGGACCCCACCAAGAUCUUCAUUGGCGACAUUUCUGCCAGCACCGAUGACCCACUCUCAAAGGCCACGAGGAGGAGGUUGCGAGCGCUUGGGGUCAAGGACGGAAUCCCAGUAGUAUUCUCGACCGAGAAACCAGGGCCAGGGAAGGCGCAAUUACUACCAUUACCUGAGGAGGAGUUCCAGAAAGGCAGUGUCGGCGAUUUGGGAGUUCUCCCAGAUUUCCGAGUGAGGAUCCUACCAGUCCUUGGAACUAUGCCCGCCAUCUUUGGACUUGCUGUCGCAAAUCACGUUAUACUAGAAAUUGCUGGAUACCCGCACGAAUAUCUUCCAUCAAAGUCAAGAGAUAAAAUGUACGACGGUAUCCUCGGCGCGCUGCAGGGAGCUGAAGAAAGGCUUGCCAAACACGCGGGAUAUGAAUCGCAAGGCUUGAGGAUACCAAUCACCCAAGACGACGUUGGAUAUCUAAUCGAGGAGGUAUUCCAUGGACGCAGCAUCAUCAGCGGCUUAUCCACCCGGCUAUGCUUGAUCCGAUGGUUCAAGGCUCCUAAGGACUUCAUUGACAAGCGAACCCCUGGGCAGAAAAACUCCUUGCUCCGGAUGACGGACUUAGUGUGUAUGACCAAAGAAGAGGCGGCAAAGCACGAGAAGAAGAUACUGACAGGGUCGAAGAGGCACGAUGAUCUGUAUGAAAAGAAGAUAUUGGAGGCUGUGAAAAACAAGAUCAAGGAAGAAGAAAUAUUUGCAAGGUUCAGAUCCUUGUGAGUAUCUACACUCAACCAAAGCAAAUAAUAGAAGGGC